Molecule: messenger RNA, 2063 nt
Organism: Diprion similis
Lineage: Eukaryota; Metazoa; Arthropoda; Insecta; Hymenoptera; Diprionidae
Product: polycomb protein eed-B-like
Exons: 5
Coding region: 705-2030 (441 amino acids)
Biological process (GO): negative regulation of transcription by RNA polymerase II
Cellular component (GO): ESC/E(Z) complex
Molecular function (GO): protein binding; nucleosome binding
Source: RefSeq, a predicted model, not a curated record
AACCCGACUGCUCCGAAGCAUCUUCGAAGGCGGCAAAGUGAUUGCUGUAGAUUACGAUUUAUAGGUUAGAUUUGUAAUAUGCUGGACGGAUACGAUACAACGGUGUAUUUAGUGGCGGUUGCCGGUGGCAAACGUCGGAUGUUUGGUUUCUAAUGGCCCAGGUCUUGCGUUAUGGAAUACGAAAAAAUUUCGCGGUCAUUUCGUUUUUGAUCGUUUCCACCGCCGAAUAUUGCGAGAAAAUAUCUCAAGGAUUGCUGAAUAGUGCAUCAAGGAAAAAACAACGAAUCCUCAUACAUCGGUGCGAGUCUGUCGGCGAAGUUAUCGCCACUCAUGAAAAUCUUCACGUCGAUUUCAUCGUAUUUGCAAUCGAUUCGCGGCUCACGCUAUCUUUGAAAGAGGUCGAGAAGAAUAUUCUGCUGGUUGAUCAGAGUUUUAUAUUAUUUAGUAGCACCUGUUUAGUAAAUGGUAACAACAUAUCGUCAAAUGCUAUGGGUGUGACGCAAGAUCAGAUUUUGGAAGUUUGCGACAAGUACAAUCUUCGGCUUCUCAAUUCGAAUGUCAAUGUACCGGAGGAUUGUCUGUAUUUGGGUGACCAAAUUAUCAAUUUAUCUUGCGCAGUUCUUGGUCAGAAAAGCGGAUUGCCAUUGUUAAACAUCCGUGAUCAAUAUACAUCAAUGUACAUCGUUGAUGAUUCUGUGGCAUAAAUGUGCAGUUCAGAUUAUCAACAAACGGAAGAUAUAAUGAAGAAAGCUGGUGCGAAACCUCAGUGCCAGACUUAUACUUCAAGUCAAGAAGAUACCGACAAUGAUAGUGACGAAACAGAGUGUAGUAUUGGUAGCAAUUCGACUGCAGGAACGCAUCGAAGCGAUACUCCGACUCGCAGUGCUCGUUAUAAGAAGAAGGGAAGACGACGAAGUAAAACGGCGAAGAACAAGUCUGUGAAUGACAAACCGAUGUAUAAAUACUGUUGUAGCGUCAAGGAAGACCAUGGGCAGCCUUUGUUUGGGGCUCAGUUCAAUCACCACCUCAAAGAAGGCGAACCGAUGAUAUUUGCAUCGGUGGGAAGUAACAGAGUCAGCAUUUACGAAUGUCCUGAGGGAAACAAUAUCAGGCUUCGGCAAUGUUACGCUGAUCCUGACAGUGAAGAAAAUUUCUACACAUGUGUAUGGACCUACGAUGAUUCGGGAAAACCUUUAUUAGCCGUCGCAGGCUCUCGAGGAGUGAUUAGAGUAAUUAGUACUGUAACUAUGACGUGCAUUAAGCACUACAUUGGUCACGGUCAUGCAAUUAAUGAGCUGAAGAUUCAUCCAAAGGAUCCAAACAUCCUUCUUUCAGCUUCGAAAGAUCACGCUCUACGUUUAUGGAAUAUUAAGACUGAUGUUUGCAUAGCAAUAUUUGGAGGUGUCGAAGGUCACAGGGAUGAGGUCUUGAGCGCAGACUUUGAUAUGACGGGACAACGGAUAAUAUCUUGCGGCAUGGAUCACGCGUUGAAACUUUGGUCGCUUGAUAAAGGGGAAAUGCUGGAUGCUAUCAAGCAGUCGUAUUACUGCAAUCCGACCCGCAACGGGAGACCUUUUGACUCGAUUCUGCAACAUUUUCCCGACUUCACAACAAGAGAUGUACAUCGCAAUUAUGUGGACUGCGUUAAAUGGUACGGAGACUUCAUACUCAGUAAAUCUUGCGAAAAUUGUAUCGUAUGCUGGAAACCUGGACGAUUAGAAGAUACCCAACUUCGAAACGGCGAAACAAGCGCCACUGUACUGCAUCGCUUUGAAUUCAAGGAAUGCGAUAUAUGGUUUAUAAGAUUCUCCAUGGAUUUCUGGCUGAGGACAAUAGCGCUUGGCAACCAAGCUGGUCGUACGUAUGUGUGGGACCUGGAGGUUGAUGAACCAGGCCAAGCUCGAUGUUGCACAUUGGAACAUCCUCGGUGCACCGCACCAAUACGACAAACUAGCUUGAGCAGAGACGGUUCUGUACUUCUGUGCGUGUGCGAUGAUGCCACAAUAUGGAGAUGGAACAGGGAUCAUUGACCCCUCUGAGGAAUACAAUAUUCCUGAAUUAUG